CACUAAAUUGCUACCUCUUACUACCUCUCUCACUCCGUCCUACCAUUUUAUUUCCUCCUGUCUACACCCCUAGCUCUCGCUCUCUCCUUUUCUCCCUCUAUCUCCCUCUACCCCCCUACCUGUCUGAACAGGGAGCAGUAGAGCGUGGCAGGACAGAGAAGAGAGAGAAAGAGGAGGAGAGUAGGAGGAACAAAGACAUAGUGAGGGAGAAUAGGAAAGUGGUGUGUGUAUUGAGAAGAGUGUGGACUGACGGAGAGGUAGAGAGGAGUAGAGGGGUGCAUAAGAGAAGCGUUGUGAGGAGGUUGCUCUGUUUUUGUCCUUUGGAAAACCUUUUCCCUGUUGGUGUCGUGCUGGCUUGGUAUGGAUGCUAUCAUGCUGCAGGAGAAACUAGUGGAACGCUUGCUGUGCCCUCGAGUCAGAACCGCGAGGCGGAAGGAGAAGCAGUAUGUGGGCUUUGCCACCCUCCCUAACCAGGUGCACAGGAAGUCAGUGAAAAAGGGUUUUGACUUCACUCUCAUGGUCGCCGGGGAGUCUGGUAUGGGUAAAUCUACUCUGGUCAACAGCCUGUUCCUCACAGACCUGUACAAGGACAGGAAACUACUCAACGCUGAGGAGCGUAUCAACCAGACAGUGGAGAUCAUUAAGCAUACAGUAGACAUUGAGGAGAAAGGAGUGAAGCUCAAAUUGACCAUUGUAGACACGCCAGGGUUUGGAGACGCUGUCAACAACAAUGAAUGCUGGAAGCCGAUCACAGACUACAUCGACCAGCAAUUUGAGCAGUACUUCAGAGAUGAGAGUGGACUGAACAGGAAGAAUAUACAGGACAACAGAGUCCACUGCUGUCUCUACUUCAUUCCUCCGUUCGGACACGGACUGCGUCCAGUAGAUGUUGAGUUUAUGAAGGCUCUCCAUGAGAAGGUGAACGUGGUUCCUCUCAUUGCCAAGGCUGACUGUCUCACUCCCAAUGAGAUCAAGAAACUCAAAGACAGGGUCCGUGAGGAAAUUGAGAGGUUUGGCAUUAAGGUGUACCAGUUCCCAGAGUGUGACUCUGAUGAGGACGAAGAGUUCAAACAACUGGACAAAGAACUGAAGGAGUGCUGUCCGUUAGCAGUGAUUGGCAGUAACACAGUGGUUGAGGCCAGGGGCCAGAGAGUGAGAGGGAGACUCUAUCCAUGGGGUAUUGUGGAAGUGGAGAACCAGUCUCACUGUGACUUUGUGAAGCUGAGGAACAUGUUGAUUCGCUCCCACAUGCAUGACUUCAAAGACGUGACAUGUGAUGUGCACUAUGAGAACUACAGAGCCCAGUGUAUACAGGACAUGACCAGUAAACUGACGCAGGACAACCGCAUGGAAAGCCCGAUCCCCAUCCUGUCCCUAUCCACCCCAGAUGUGGAGACAGACAGACUCAUCAAGAUGAAAGAUGAAGAGUUGGCGAGGAUGCAAGAGAUGCUAAAUAAGAUGCAGCAGCAGAUCCAUGAUGGGAAGGACCAGUGAGCUACAGCCCCAUCUGCUGGCCACUGAACUACAACCACAACUUCAGACAUGUUACUUACAUACCAACUAUAAUGUAAUCAGGGGUGAAAGUAUAUUUAAUGAGGACCUCCUAUGAGUGCACGUGCACGCCAUUUUUUUAUGGGCCUAAUAAUAUAAUUACUUAUAGAAUCCCUAUUAAUUUAAUAGGAUCUCUGUGACCUAAUAGUAAAGAUUACUGUUAACUUUUCAAAUGUAUUGGCCUACCUUUUAAUGUAUCAUAAACACAACCAGUCAUAAUGUUUUCAUCUGAUUGUCAAACAAUUACUCCAAAAGGCUACAAUAGGCUUCCCGCACACGUUAUUCGACUCUAAAAGAAUUCCCGCAUCCGUGCACUGUGCAUCUGCCAUCCGUGCACUGUGCACCUGCCAUCCGUGCACUGUGCACCUGCCAUUUGAUAAAUGCUAAAAGACAUCAGUUGCAAAACACCAAAAAGUUUAGUGAAUGACAUUCUGUGAUGGUCAUUCACUGGGCCUACAAAAGUCUUGUAACCUGAAUUAAUGCGUCCUCUGCUGUCCACGCCCGUCUCGGCCACUUAUCUCUGCCUUGGCAAAAUUUCUGUGUUAUUGUCGAAUCACGCUGCAUUUUAGAGCGUAACCCAAGCGUUUUUGUCUGUUCGCUCAUUCUUCAUGCGACUAACAUGCGGUAAUGAUAAGUAAUAGUAUAUAAGCCUACAGUUUUCUUGGAAUCUCUAUGUUUUAAUUAUUGUGACAGGCUCAUGUUUUACCGGUACAGUGUACCCCCACUAUUUAUUUUGCCGGUACUCCGUACAGGACCUGCUUGCUUUCACCCCUGGAUAUAAUCAGCACUGUGUUGGGGGAAAACAGUAGCUGUAUAUUCAUUGGUUAUGUGUUUUUUGGUGCAUAUUUGGUCUGUCCUGCAAGGAGAAAUGUGGUGUUUUUACUGUAUCUUGUGUCCAUUUGAACCCCAUUAAUAUUAUUGACGGUCCUAGUAACAUAUGACAUAACAUAAACAUGUAAUAUAAAUUACCUGUUAAAUGUAUCCAAUUUAUAAAUAUGGUGAAUACUAUUGGGAUAUUCUGUCAGGUUAUGAAGACGCAUUACAAAAUGUUUUGUAAAACAGCGAUAUUACUGAUGUUAAAGUUUGAAUACUUGUUGAUGUUGAACGCGUGUGAGUGUGUGUGUCUGCGUGUUUCCAUAUGUAUCACCCUCUAUUACGAGAACCUUGUUCUGCUUUGAAACUGUGAGAAUCCCUUUCCCUUUCUUAGUGGCAUUUCUUGUAUGUUCUAGCUACAGACUAAUGAACAAUAGGCUACCUAAGAAUCUGAACAUAAAUGUAACGUAUUAACUUUUUACUGCUGGUCUCUACUUUGACUUGUUGAAAAGACCUUUCUCAUGUUUUGAUGCUUGUGAAUUAGAUUGAAAAUGUCUCUAGCGCCAGUUGCUUACCUUACAGUGAAUUGAGCCCCUCUGACAUACAGUACAUAGCAAAUGAAAGGGUAGGUACAGAACAGUAAGGGGUGCAUGUGCAAGCAUGCCGAAGUUACUCAAAUCCGCUUACAGCUGGAUUUCCAUUCUCUCAUAUGAUGCAAUGUGUUUGCUCUGAAAUGCAUUAUGACCUAUGCCACAGUACCACUAUGGGAUGGUAAAAAGAGGCCAACUUUUAAGAGGAGCUACUAUAUAUGCUUCUGUCCAAUAUGGCGUGUGUGUGUGUGUGUGUGUGUGUGUGUGUGUGUGUGUGUGUGUGUGUGUGUGUGUGUGUGUGUGUGUGUGUGUGUGUGUGUGUGUGUGUGUGUGUGUGUGUGUGUGUGUGUGUGUGUGUGUGUGUGUGUGUGAAGUAUAUGCUGCCCUCUGGCUGUGUCAUACAGGAUGGUGAUGUGGCUUUUUAUAGUGCUAGCGCUCAGAGGACGUGGUGGAACUACUGACCAGGUUAUGAGGAUGAAUAAACAGUCUUGAUUCGUA
Molecule: messenger RNA, 3452 nt
Organism: Salvelinus fontinalis (brook trout)
Lineage: Eukaryota; Metazoa; Chordata; Actinopteri; Salmoniformes; Salmonidae
Gene: septin5a
Product: septin 5a
Exons: 11
Coding region: 361-1494 (377 amino acids)
Biological process (GO): cytoskeleton-dependent cytokinesis; regulation of exocytosis
Cellular component (GO): septin complex; synaptic vesicle; microtubule cytoskeleton
Molecular function (GO): molecular adaptor activity; GTPase activity; GTP binding
Source: RefSeq, a predicted model, not a curated record